AUGUUUUCUGAAACAUGUAAAACAUUAUUACAAACAAUAAAAGACUGCAAAUCUAAAAACCAAAGCCCACCAUCUAAACAACCUCUGCGGCUUCGAAAAGUUAUAAUAACAGCACUAGCAAUCAGAAAAUUUCAAAAGUUUGAAUCAGAUAAAUUCAAGCAAUCGAUUGAAUGUGUCUUUGAUAAAACAGUUGCAAUUAACGAAUUAAAACGUUUUCACACACAAGACAAAUCGUUUUAUUUAAAAGAGCCUAAGAAGUUUGCAUAUUACAUACGCAAGUUUACAUUAACAUUCGACGAAUUGAAAAGUGUACAUACAGAUCUGUUAAGUCAACUCAAUCAACAUUUGCAAGGCUUAGAUGGUAAUGUUGAUGAACGCGUUCAAUAUUGGGAAGACCCAGAUGAUAAUGUUGAGGAACAAGUUCAAGAUUCGAAAUACUCAGAUGAUAAUGUUGAUGAACAAGUUCAACGUUCGGAAGACUCAGAUAGUAAUGUUGAUGAACACGUUCAAUAUUGGGAAAAGUCAGAUAGUAAUAUUGAUGAACAAGUUCAACGUUCGGAAGACUCAGAUGGUAAUGUUGAUGAACACGUUCAAUAUUGGGAAGACCCAGAUGAUAAUGUUGAUGAAGAAGUUCAAGGUUGGGAAAAGUCAGAUAGUAAUAUUGAUGAACAAGUUCAACGUUCGGAAGACUCAGAUGGUAAUGUUGAUGAACACGUUCAAUAUUGGGAAAAGUCAGAUGGUAAUAUUGAUGAACAAGUUCAACGUUCGGAAGACUCAGAUGGUAAUGUUGAUGAACACGUUCAAUAUUGGGAAGACCCAGAUGAUAAUGUUGAUGAAGAAGUUCAAGGUUGGGAAAAGUCAGAUAGUAAUAUUGAUGAACAAGUUCAACGUUCGGAAGACUCAGAUGUUCAACGUUCGGAAGACUCAGAUGGUAAUGUUGAUGAACACGUUCAAUAUUGGGAAGACCCAGAUGAUAAUGUUGAUGAAGAAGUUCAAGGUUGGAAAUACUCAGAUGGUAAUGCUGAUGAACAAGUUCAACGUUCGGAAGACUCAGAUGGUAAUGUUGAUGAACACGUUCAAUAUUGGGAAGACCCAGAUGAUAAUGUUGAUGAAGAAGUUCAAGGUUGGAAAUACUCAGAUGGUAAUGCUGAUGAACAAGUUCAACGUUCGGAAGACUCAGAUGGUAAGGUUGAUGAACAAGCUCAAUAUUUUCUAUGCUUAUCGUUAAAGUAUUUAACUCGAAAUAGCAAAACACUGGCAAACGAAAUUCAAUAUGCUGAUAUUAUCCAUUUGAUGAAACGAUGUAAGAACGAGUUAGUUAGGACUGAACUUGUUUAUACAUUGGCUUACAUGACUGAAAAAUCAACAUUAAACAACGAAUUAAUUAAUGAAUUAAAUAACUUGGUGCUAAAUAGAUUUGAUAUAAAUGAAGAUGCAAAAGGACUUUUAUUAAUUCGAUUAGAAAAUAGUAAAAGUAUUCCUAUCAAUGAUCAAUUAAAAACUGAACAUCGAUUUAAAUCAACGGGUCAAUCUAAUGGUAAUAACAAAAUGAAUAAACUAAUAGUUACCAAAACAAUACAAACUGUGAAAUCAAAUUACAAUAAUAAAGAUUCCGAAGAAACAAAAAUGAUAUUUUUGAAUUUAUCAGAUGCACUUAAAAAUAGAAACAGAAAGUUAAAUAUGAAUACAAAAUUAGAAGAAAUAGAUACUGUAAAUGAUACAACUGGUGAUAAUAGAUCAAUGUGGAGAAGUACUUGGGCAGAAUGUAUUAAUUUAUAUUCAUUAGUAGUAAUACAAGGACAAGCAUUAAAAAGUGAUGAUAAAGAUAAUUAUUUACCAAAAAGAUUAUUUGGUUGGCAUGCCGUUUUUGAUACAAAUAUGUCACCAAAAGAAGUUUUUACAAUCGCAAAGAGAAAGAAAAUUUAUUCGUUUUUGAUUAACAGAAUGAUUGUUGCUACAUUGCUUAGAACAUCAAAAAAACAGCAAUUAAAUAAUGAUGCUAUAGAUAAACUAAUGACAUGUGUAACUGAAUUUGACAAUUUUGUUUCAAUUUUAUUGAAUUCGGAAGAUGAUAUGGUAGACUUAUUUGUUGAUAGCAUAUAUGCUGAAUAUAAUGCUUUAAAUGAAUUAAAAGAACCAGAUAUAGUAGUUACCUUUGUUAAGACAAUUAUAAACAAAACAAUAGAAGUUGUUAUACAUAAAGGAUGGUUGUGGAAUUCUACUGAAGUUAAACAAAAAACAUUCAAUAAAAAUGAACUAACAGAAAUAAUAAAAACCGAAAUUAAUCGAAUUAGACUGGACAGUUUAAAUGCCAUAUAUAACUGUUCAAUUCGAAACAAGCAAGUUCUUACUAAAGAGAGAAUUAAGAAAAUUCAAAAAUGUUUAACAAAUUAUCAAGAUGAUAAUGUUCAAUUUACAAAAUUAAUAUUUCAGUUAAUGAACAUUGCUAAUUCAACUAAUGAAAUUGAUUAUAAAACAACAUUUGAAACAUAUAUAGAUCUAUUAAUACGUGGAAUAUCUGAAAAUAGUGAAGUCAUAAUUAAUUUUAUGAAUAAUCAAGCCAAAGACAUGAGAAGAAGUGCGGAAUUAUUUACCAAUGAUGUACUUGAGAAAUUAAUUAAUUUAUUAAAUAAUUACGUUUAUGAUAAUAAAAUAAAAGAAGAUAUUAUGGAGAUAAUUAAUAAUUAUUUAGAACAUGAAACAAACAAGGCUUUGAAAGACAAACAUUUGGAAUCAUUGAUUGAAUACGUUAUGGAGUCUAGUGAUUCAACUGCUACUCUUAUAAAUUCCGUACUUACUUCUAUACUGAUUAUUGCUGAAAAAGGAAGUUCAUUAUCAAUGAAAAUGAUGAAAAAAUUAAUUAAUAAUAUGGAAUGUUUUGAUGAAAGUUGUUCAAAUUAUAUUUUACUUAUAUUAAGUCGUGUUAUUCAGGGAAGAAAUUAUAUUGAAGAUGAACAAGACUUGGAAAAAAUAUCUCUCAAAUUAGAGAGUGAUAAUGUAGUUAUAUUAAAUGAAGAUUCAAAAAUAAAUUUUGAACAACGUUCAGAAAAAAAUCAACAUGGUAAUCAAAUUUCAUUAUUAACAGCUAAAUUAAUAUUAUUAUCUGUUGAAAAUCAAGUUAAAAUAACAAAUAAAACAAUUGAUAAUUUAGUUUUAGCAUUAAAUAACGAUGAUAAACAAACAAAAAUAAUAUCAUCCAAAUGCAUUUAUUUUUUAUCCAAAUAUAUGCCUUUAGAAAAUGAUGCUCUUAGUCAAAUGAAAGAUUUUGUAAAUAAUCAAACUUAUGACGUAAGUGUUUAUAUUCUUUUAGCUUAUUCGUAUGGUUUAGUCAAAUUGGCUGAAUGUUGUAAACCAAUCGAUUCCAUGUAUAUGGAAAAUUUAAGUUCAUUAUUUGUUACACAAAGUUUGAAAUUAGGAGGAAUUGAUUUUGCAAAUGAAAUUAAUUUGAAUAUACUUGAAAUAUUAAAAUUUGAAGCAAACAAACAAAAAUUUGAAGAUGAAAAUAUGUUUGUUCUGCUUGAUGGGAUUUUAUUGCUAAACGAAAAUUAUAGUAUAAAAGUACUUGACAUACUUCAAAUCUAUACAACUACGUAUACAAUACCUACAAGUACAAUAAGAGCUUUGGAAAAUGAACUUGCUUUUCCUGAACGAUUUGAAAACGCUUUCUUCACUAUUCAUAAUGUUAUUCGUAAUGGUCAAUCAGUUACAAAUAAAACAUUGCAAAUAUUAGUUGACAAUUUGUACAUGUCAAUAAAUUCAAGACGAAGAUAUAAUUCAUUUAAACUAUUGGAAAAAGCAAGACAAAAUCAAGAUUUACCAGAUAACAUAUUCUCUAAAUUAGAGCUUGUUAAAGCUGGUUUUACUCUAUCGAAAUCAACUAAUAAGAAAUCAAUUAUUAAGUUUAUACAAGAUCAAACCAACAAUGGAAUGCAAUUACCAAUUGAUACGAUUAAUGCUUUAGAAAAUGAAAUUCAUAACGAAGAUGUUUUACAAAUAUUCUACAAUAUAUCAAAAAAUAAACAAAUAAUACAAUAUGAUUUACUUAAUAAGUUAAUUGAAAUUUUUAAACCAGAUACUGAUCAAUUUACUUUAAUUGAUGUCUUUGAAAAUGUAGCAAAGAAUAAUCAAACAUUAUCUAAUAAACUUUUAAAGAAAUUAGAAAUGGCUUUAAAUAGAGAACAAAUUCAAGAUAAAGUCCUGUUAAUAUUUGUAUAUUUGGCACAAAA
Molecule: messenger RNA, 4226 nt
Organism: Didymodactylos carnosus
Lineage: Eukaryota; Metazoa; Rotifera; Eurotatoria; Philodinida; Philodinidae
Source: the annotation of a GenBank genome assembly